AUGUUUCCGCCGUCGGCAGGGUACAACCUCGAUAUCGAGGCCAUCAGCGGCAUCAUGGGUUCCAUCUCAAUUGCCUGCUGGGUGGUCGUCUUCUCUCCUCAGAUCAUCGAAAACUUCAGACGUAGCAGCGCCGAGGGUCUGAGUAUAGAGUUUGUUAUUAUAUGGCUUCUUGGAGAUUUCGCCAACAUCAUCGGUGCUGUCAUGCAAAAGGUUCUUCCUACCAUGGUGAGUUUACAAGUNAUCAUCUUGGCCAUCUACUACACAUUUGCGGACAUCGUCUUGUUGGCUCAAUGCUUCUACUAUCGCGGAUUCCACUUCAGAGAUCCCAAGCCCGUCGAGCCUUCAGAUGUGGAGCAGGAAACUCCCACCGAGCGCUCUGGUCUUCUAUCAGCCAAUGGCAAUGGCGGCAGCGAUCUCCCUCGCACACGCUCGACAUCGUCGUUCGGCGAGCGCUUCGUAAACGACGGCGUGCACAUGUCGCCCGCAAACCCCAUGCACCCAACCCCCAAAGUGCAAAGACCGCGCUCCGCCAAACGCUCCAUUAUGCAAAAGCUGCUCUUCAAUCUUACUUGCAUUGUCCUCGUGGUUGCAGCAGGCAUUGCAGGCUACUAUCUGAGUCCCUCGUCCAGCGGCAACGGCAACGAGACCGAAGAACAGCAAAACGACAGCUUGCACUUCAACAUCGUCGGCCAGGUGUUUGGUUACCUGUGCGCUGCCCUCUACCUCGGCAGCCGUGUACCCCAACUCCUGCUCAACUACCGCCGCAAGAGCACCGAAGGCCUCAACGCCCUCUUCUUCCUCUUCGCCUGUAUUGGAAACUUGACCUAUGUUCUCAGCAUCUUUGCCUUCAACCCCAUCUGCCAUCACGGCAAGCACGGUCAGAAAUGUAGACCGGGAGAGGCCAGUGCCAUCUACGGUAGAUACAUCUUGGUCAAUUUGAGUUGGUUGCUCGGAAGCCUGGGCACGCUAUUCCUCGACUUUGGCGUCUUUGCUCAAUUCUUCAUCUACAGGAACCAGGAUGAUGAUGACGAGCAAGACUUUGAAGAUGUCAUUGGAGAGGAGGAAGACAGAGGCAGAUCUGUGCAAUAG
Aureobasidium uvarum is the source of this 1089-nucleotide messenger RNA. NCBI's taxonomy places the organism in Eukaryota, Fungi, Ascomycota, Dothideomycetes, Dothideales, Saccotheciaceae. The record is from the annotation of a GenBank genome assembly.